This is a messenger RNA of Miniopterus natalensis, 1165 nucleotides long. RefSeq names its product C-X-C motif chemokine receptor 3 (gene CXCR3). NCBI's taxonomy places the organism in Eukaryota, Metazoa, Chordata, Mammalia, Chiroptera, Miniopteridae. The record is from RefSeq and is a predicted model, not a curated record. Gene Ontology annotation, biological process: immune response; inflammatory response; cell chemotaxis. Gene Ontology annotation, molecular function: C-X-C chemokine receptor activity; C-C chemokine binding; C-C chemokine receptor activity. Gene Ontology annotation, cellular component: membrane; external side of plasma membrane.
ACCAAAGCAGAGGAGCAGGCAGCACGCGCCAAGCAGUCUGAGUACCAGCCAAGCCAUGCUCCCUGAGAUCAGUGACUACCUAGAGCUCCUAGGCUCUGAUUCUGCCUAUCUCCUGGAAAACUAUAACUCUUCCUUUGACUAUGGAGGAGAAAAUGAGAGCGACUUCUGCUAUGACUCCCCACCCUGCCCACAAGACGUCAGCCUGAACUUUGACCGGGCCUUCAUGCCAGCCCUCUAUGGCCUCCUCUUUGUGCUGGGGCUACUGGGCAAUGGUGCUGUGGCAGCUGUGCUGCUCAGCCAGCGGGCAGCCCUGAAUAGCACCGACACCUUCCUGCUCCACCUGGCCAUAGCUGAUGCCCUGCUGGUGCUAACCCUCCCCCUCUGGGCAGUAGACGCUGCAGUCCAGUGGGUUUUUGGCUCUGGUCUCUGCAAAGUGGCAGGUGCCCUCUUCAACAUCAACUUUUAUGCAGGGGCCCUCCUGCUGGCCUGCAUCAGCUUUGAUCGAUACCUGAGCAUAGUGCAUGCCACCCAGCUCUACCGCCGGGGGCCCCCAGCCCGUGUGACCCUCACUUGCGUAGUUGUCUGGGGGCUCUGUCUACUCUUUGCCCUCCCUGACUUCAUUUUCCUGUCAGCCCACCAAGAUGCACGCCUCAAUGCCACCCACUGCCAGUACAAGUUCCCACAGUUGGGCCGCACAGCUCUGCGCCUACUGCAGCUGGUGGCUGGUUUCCUGCUGCCCCUGAUGGUCAUGGCCUACUGCUAUGCUCGCAUCCUAGCUGUGCUGCUGGUCUCCAGGGGCCAGCGGCGGCUGCGAGCCAUGCGACUGGUGGUGGUGGUAGUGGUGGCCUUUGCCCUCUGCUGGACCCCCUACCACCUGGUGGUGAUGGUGGACACCCUCAUGGACAUGGGGGCUUUGGCCCGCAACUGUAGCCGAGAAAGCCAUGUGGACGUGGCCAAGUCCGUCACCUCAGGCUUGGGCUAUAUGCACUGCUGCCUCAACCCGCUGCUCUAUGCCUUCGUAGGGGUCAAGUUCCGAGAGCGGAUGUGGACGCUACUUCUGCGACUGGGCUGCCCCGGCCAAAGUGGGCACCAGCUGCAGCUUCUGUCUUCCCGCAGGGAUUCGUCCUGGUCUGAGACGACAGAGGCCUCCUACUCAGGCUUGUGA